Prunus persica (peach) is the source of this 2746-nucleotide messenger RNA. RefSeq lists its product as uncharacterized. Lineage: Eukaryota; Viridiplantae; Streptophyta; Magnoliopsida; Rosales; Rosaceae. The transcript has 4 exons. The coding region runs from base 981 to 1508 and encodes 175 amino acids. The record is from RefSeq and is a predicted model, not a curated record.
UAUGCUCUUGGCCAUUUUAAUCCGAACUUUUGGAUUACGCUGCUUAGGACGAUCAUGGCGUUCGACAUAGCUAGUGAAGGAGAGCCAAGAUAUGAGCAGUUCGCCUACCUGUACAGCGUGAUGAUGGCAAAAAGGGCUGACCAAUGGGGGUGGGUUCAGUCAAACUGUCUGUCUAUGGGUCUGCGUGGACAUUUCGUGGUAGGGGUGCCGAGCUCGCAGAAGACUUGGCGCCGACGUCGGGUGCUGGUGUCAAGAGCUUGGGAAUCGGCACCAAGGGUGAUUGUGGAGAGGUCCAUCUCUAUGACCUUUCAAACAAUCGAUAGGCCAUAGAAUGUCAUUCGGUAGUGGUUUUUUUGUUUUUCAUUUUGUUCUGUUUUUUUUGUUUUUUUUGCGAAGCUAACCUGGGUUGUACAUUUCCUUAUUUCAGUGUCUUUGAAAUGGCCGACCGCAUCCAAGCUGGACAUUGAGACUACCGAGCGCGUUCGGUCGAAGAUUGCCGAAGAAGAUCAUUUCUUCAAGACCCUGUUAGACUUCGGCAAUCUGUUCAAGGCGAGCUUGAUCAGCGAGCCUAAGCACUCUUGAAUGCAAAAUGAGAAAGAGGAACAUGGCCAGGGGUAGGGCGAUGACGGACGCGACGAAGAGGCGGCUGGAGUCUCGGGUGCCUCAGUAGAAGAAGAAAGAUGGUCCCUCGAAGCUGAGGACGAAGCUUCAGCGUCAGGCCGAUGGGGCUUCGACUGAGGAGGUGACUGUGGCCGAUCGAAGUCGAGACCGUUCGGGAGGCCUAUCUCCAGGUGACUAGAAAGAGGCAGAUCGAAGGUGCACUCGAUGUGACGCCUCUGUCGAAGAGGCUAAAGGGGUUGAAUGAGGAUGUAGCCAUCCUCAUUCCUGGCGAUGAGGCGGAAGGAGAGGUCGAGCCGGUGAAUGUGGCAUGCCCCCGGAAGGUGGUGCCGUUCGUCAACUGCAUCAUUGACGAUGCACAGAUGGAGCUCCCGAAGCUAGAGCAGCUGCCGGUGAAGACAGUGCGCGAGCAGGCCGACCUAGCCUUCCGUCUUCAAGCUGUGGCUGAUAUGGAGAUGUGGCUGUGCAUGAAGCGAGCCUUGAAUGCUGCCGAUCGGUAUCGGGAGAGGUUCGAGGACAACCGAGCGAAAAUUGCCAAGGCAGGCAAGGUCAUUAGAGAUGCGGAUCAACACGCUGAGGAGAACGCGGCGAAGAUUGCAGAGCUCUCGUCCAGGUUGGCCGAAGCUGAGAAGGCGUUAGUGAGUGCCGAGAGGCUAGGGUUGCUACUAGAGGUUUGGUUUGGUGCGGUUCGGCUCGGAUUUCCAAUGUGCCGGUUUGUGUGCCUACCCUUAGUUGCUGCAGAGGUGGCCAAGGAUGCGGCCAUUCGAUUUCGUGCUGUGGAGGUGGAGGCGGCCAAGAAGGAAGCCGUGGCCGAGUACCGAUCCUCGGAUGAGUUCACCGUGCUGUUGGACAAGGAAGUCAUGGACCUGUGUGACGACCUUGUUUACUGAUUCAAGCGCUACAAUGCCGACAAGAAGCUGAACCUGAACUUCCUUUGGGAUCCUCCUCCGUUGCCCGAAGGUGUCAUAAAAGAGAUGGUAGAGGCAUAUAAGGGUGAUGACGUCAAUGCCGAUUCUUACCAAUUCGAGUAGCGAGGAGGAUGAUGCCGUUCCUGCUGCCGAUACUGCUGUUGCUGAUCCUCCCGCUUUGUAGCUUAGGCAUAUUUGUUGUUUUUCUGUUGUAGGGCUUCCAUCCUAACCUCAAGGGUGUUCUGCCGAACGUGUGUUUUCGUUCGGGGCGUGCUAGGCAGGGGAGCGGGGCUCGCUCCACUGGCCAGGCCGAGGAUAAGACCAUCGGUCGCGAGGGACAAAGGUGUGUUUAUAGGUUUGAAAAAGGGAGAUAUGGGCUGAUUGUCAGUCGCUUCCCACAGACGAAGCCAAUCUGUUUCCCCUAAAACUAAACAGAUAUAGAAAGAGACAACUUAUAGGUGGUGUGAUGAUUCUACCUGGUGGACCCUUGAUGUGAGCAUUCGGUACCUUGAGGUAUUAUGCUUCGUUUCGAGCUAAGAAAAGAAAUAAUGGAUGAGAUGAAGAGUACCAGUGUGGUACCAGCCCAAGACCCUCAGAUGGCAACGUUAGUUUAGGGAAUUUUCUGUUUUAGCAAGUAUUUAUAGCGUAAAUUAAGCUGAGAGAUCUUACCUUUUGUCUAGGGCAAGGGGUCUUAUUUAUUGAGAGCAUUUGAGAUGCUCUUAGUACUUAGUUUAGAUGUGGGACUCGUGGAAGUGCCCUAUGAGGUUGACACGAGUUCGCAAAAUAUCAAUGGGGACUUUUCGAGAUCCUUUCGUGUAAUCGGCAUGGAGUGCCAAUCGUUACGUCUUAGGAGCUUCCGGGAGCUUAAGCCGAUCAGCGGAUGACUACUAUGCUUUGUGAUGAAUCGGUCACCUAUGCCAAUUUAUACCUUUGACUAGUCUGUCGGUGAGCCAGAAUGUUUCCUUAACUCCAUACUCUUUCCACGUGUCGUGAAGUGAGUGGUAGGGUCAUCUAUGGUAUAAACACCAGUGAUCAGGCAAUGACCAACUUGGACCCAACAGUCACACAACAAAACAUCUUCAAUGGUUGUCUACAAGCCUGACUUCGAUGGAAGAUGCCAUUUAUAUUUUUACGCAAAUGGAAUUUACUAGUAGAAAAUUUGGUGUGGAAAGUGAAUAAUAUUGUUAAGAGAAGAAUUUACACAAAGAUAGGAGAAGAAU